AUGCUACCGGAUUCCGUUGAAUCACCGAUCAAGGUUUCCACCUGGAGCAGUGAGUAUGAUUGCCUAAGUCUUCCACAUACCACUCCAGUGCAAACACAAACCUCCGCCGCAGAACUCGAAUAUGCUCCCAGUCCUUUUUCUCAAGAUUUGGUGGAGCUCCCAUCCCCUUCGUGUGUGCCAGACAGCCAGGAGAAGAGUCAAAAUCUAGAGGCCUACCCUUUCGACAAGUCAACUCUAGUGUCCACCUGUCGUGAUAUUGGUAAGUUGUUCGAGCUCGAAAUGGAAGGGGGGCAAGCGACGGUGGAAGAAAUGAUUGAGAACAAUGUAAAAGAUAUGCAUCAAAGGAAGAUUCGACAACCCAGAUCCAAACUUGAGAUGGAAAAACGGAGAUUGGGUCCUAUAUCCUUUCAAGUGUCUGGAGCAUGA
Linum trigynum is the source of this 426-nucleotide messenger RNA. NCBI's taxonomy places the organism in Eukaryota, Viridiplantae, Streptophyta, Magnoliopsida, Malpighiales, Linaceae. The record is from the annotation of a GenBank genome assembly.